AUGUAUAAUUUUAAAAAGACCAGGAAUUAGUUUUUGUAAAGCGAAUUUGGUCAUUAAUGGUUUAGGAGAACUCUAAAGUGUAAAAUUAAUGAUAAUCUUUGUAAAAGUAUGCUGUAGUAUAUAAAAAAUAAUAAAUAGCGGAGAGUCAGAUUUAAUAAUAGAAAUAAAGAGAGUAGUUAAGAACUUGAUAAUUUUCAGAGAAAGCAUGAGAGCAGGAAGUAAAUUGUAAAAGACCUCAAAGAAACCUAAAUCAAAUUAUAGGAACAUUUAAAUUUCUAAUAUGAGCUAUCUGUGACUUUAUACCAUUGA
Molecule: messenger RNA, 309 nt
Organism: Paramecium primaurelia
Lineage: Eukaryota; Ciliophora; Oligohymenophorea; Peniculida; Parameciidae
Source: the annotation of a GenBank genome assembly